GGCCCUCGCUGGUGAGGUUGGUAUGAGUAGUGAGUUAGAUGAAGUUGCGAAAUCUUUAUUCAAUGGCCAGUUACCUAACAUCUGGCGCAAGCUAGCUCCUGCGACACUCAAGUCGCUUGGCGGUUGGAUGGAACAUUUUCUACAACGAUUCGACCAAUACAGCAGAUGGGUGAGUGGCUGUUUCUUUUGAAACCUUUAGAGAAAUCACCGUUAUAAAGAUUGUUUUAAUGUCAACCGUCUUAGUGUAAACACAAAACAAACUAUCCUGACGAAUAACGCGAUGUAUACUGGUAUUAGUUCUAGGAACAAAUCGUUUCUGAUAUUUGCCUGAUAGUUCAUCUAAUACCGUAUUUAUACACUAUAGACAGGUGCAUGAGUACCAGUGGCGCCGUGGGACCCAUGUUUUUUUUUUGGGGGGGGGAGGGGCAAGGGCAGUGCUUUUCCGACAAACCGAAAAAUGUUUCCGACAAACCAACUCUUAGGUCUUUCUCAACUCUUAGGUCUUGGUCACUCGAGAACAAGAGUUGCAUGAAAGUUGAUGAGAGUUGACUGGACAUUACCGCACGCAUAGCGGAAACUCUCAUCAACUCUAAUCAUAGUUUGAACCAGCUCAAAGUUGAUGAGAGUCAAUAAGAGUUGACCAGGGUUUUAUCAGGCUCAUAUACAGUAUAAUAUUUACAGGUGAGCGAAGGUGAACCAGCGGUCAUGUGGCUCUCAGGUCUACACAUCCCAGAGUCCUACCUAACAGCUUUAGUCCAAGCCACUUGCCGUAAGAAUGGCUGGCCAUUGGACAAAUCAACACUCUAUACCACUGUCACCCAAUAUGAGAAACCCGAAGACGUCAAGGAACGGUCGCAUGCGGGCUGUUUUGUCAGCGGUUUGUAUCUUGAGGGUGCUUCAUGGGACGUUGAGGCAAGUUGUCUUCGCCGUCCCAGGCCCAAGGUGCUGGUCGAGGAGUUGCCGAUUCUUAAAGUCAUUCCUAUUGAGGCUCAUAGAUUGAAACUACAGGUAUGUUUAUAGAUGGGUUUUUACAAAGCAGGAGGUCCUGAGGGGGUAAAAUUGGAAUGAAAAACUCGUACACCAUUCUAUAGACAAUUGUAGUCGGACAUUUCAGAGUUUAAAUAAUUUAGAAAAAAAAUAGGAUGGAAAAUGAUUCAGAAAAUUGUGGGCUGGGUAAUAGGAUCUAGGCGAGCGGACAAAACAAUUGCCCGACAUUGAUGGAAAUUGCCCAACAUUAUCAUGGGUUUAUCGAUAGAGGAAUAGAAGAUGCAUAGACGGAACACAUCUCCUACGCAAGGAAAUAAAAUCAAUCUUAAAACGAUAAAUAAAAAGUGUAGAACUUUUUACAAGUAUUCCUAGGACUUCAUUCUUUAGGAUACAUCGAAAACUCCUCACUUUACUGCAUGCGUUUUGAAUUUAAUGACAUGACAAAAUACAUUACACCGAGGCGAAAAGGCCCACUAAAAAUUGCCCGAUUUUUUUGUAGAAUCUACCCGACUAUACACUAACGCAUAGGCCUGCAGCCCCUAGCCUCCAUGUCUUGUGGAGGACUCUCUAUUAAUCAUAUUCAUUCGUACAGUUUCUCUGUAAAUGUUUAGUUAAUUAAAGCCAUGUUUACAUAUGAUCGUAACGGUCGUAAAGAUUGAGUCACGAUCUUUCUCAUCAGCCGAAAUACAACAUUUUGGAACUGAUACGCGGAGUGAUUAUAACUAGAGAAUACUUAUGAUUUAUAUGUGGUUUACAGGUAUAAACUAUUAUAAACUGGUCGUUGAGAAAGACCGUGACUCUAUUUUACGACCAUUACGCACACAUGGAAACCAGGGUUGAGAUAACACCACCGUAGUUAACGAUUCACAACGAUUCAUACUUUCUGCUUAUUCUCUUUAUUUCAGCACACUUUCCAAACACCAGUGUACACGACCUCUCAGCGUCGUAACGCAAUGGGCGUUGGUCUAACAUUUGAGGCAGACCUAGCAACAAGAGAACACAUCUCACAUUGGGUACUACAAGGCGUUUGUCUUACUUUAAACGCUGACUAACUUUGUAAAUAAUGUUUAAUAUACUUUUCGGAUAUUUUAACAUUUAAUAUAAAAAUCAUAAUAUUUAUUUUUAUUGGGAAAAAUGUAAUUUGUUUAAAACAUUUUGUAGAAUUUGCUGGCCGAUUUCCCAUGUUCAUAGAUGUAAGCCAUUGUAAAUGAGUUCAAAUGAAA
This is a messenger RNA of Paramuricea clavata, 2210 nucleotides long. The record is from the annotation of a GenBank genome assembly. NCBI's taxonomy places the organism in Eukaryota, Metazoa, Cnidaria, Anthozoa, Malacalcyonacea, Plexauridae.